Gossypium arboreum is the source of this 3836-nucleotide messenger RNA. Its product is annotated as potassium channel AKT2/3-like. Gene Ontology annotation, molecular function: protein binding; voltage-gated potassium channel activity. Bases 1263 to 3761 code for a protein of 832 amino acids. The record is from RefSeq and is a predicted model, not a curated record. Gene Ontology annotation, cellular component: membrane. Gene Ontology annotation, biological process: transmembrane transport; potassium ion transport. The transcript is spliced from 11 exons. NCBI's taxonomy places the organism in Eukaryota, Viridiplantae, Streptophyta, Magnoliopsida, Malvales, Malvaceae.
AUGUCAGGUGAAACUUUUACGAGGAAUUCUCAAUUUCCUUCACUUUUAUUUUUAUUUUUUAUUUUUUCGAAUUCAAAUUAUAUUUAAAAUUUCAAGGUAUUGAUUGUAAUAUUUGUCUCUAUGUUGGAUUGUUGAUGGGAAGAAUUUGAAGAGUUGCUUUCAUUGUUUUUUUUUAUUUUCUCUUGCACGUUAUUUUUUUUUCCAGUUAAAAUCUUCUUUAAUUUCUUGAAAUCUACUUGCUCAUCUCAAGUUUUGGGUAUCCUAAUCAGAGAAAUCAUGUACAUCGAAAUUGAUAUAAGGAGAAGUAAACCGGUGAAGGAGAAGUGAUCGACGGCAUAUCCCAGUUAAUUUACCUGUAAUCUAUUGAUGUACAUAUCAAUAAAUUAUUGGAGCAUACAAAGGGGCACGAACAAAGGGAAGAGGAAUUUUGUUUCCUCGAUCCCCUUUCAUAUACACAUAAAUAUUGGAAAACCCACCAAUUUUCUUUCAUUAUCUUUAGCACAAAUUAAAUCAAUCAAUGUAUGUGGUUUUCAUUGCAAACACCCAUUUUCAUUUGUUGAAAGGGUAUUAUUCCCUAUAGGUUUCUUUUCAGUUUCAUGGCCACUUCUUUAUUAUAUUAUUAUUUUUAAUAUCAUAUAAAUAGGUCUAAAAUCCAAAAAACCCAAACCCUAGCAAUAAUCGGCUAGCGGCUAAGCAGUGUCCACUUGGAGAACAAGUAGUUUUCAGACAAUCUCCAUUUGCACAUAACCUUAAAUUCAACUAUCACCCUCGCAUCUUUACUUUCUUUAGCAUUACUCCAUAGAAACAUUUGCUUGUUCAAACCAUUAUUACAAUGCACUCUUUUUUUUAUUUAAGUAUGGAGAAGUUAUUGAAGCACAAAUUCUGAUACUCCUUAAUUCAUCUUUCAUCUCAUAUAAAAUUUAAACUCAAAUUUUUAAUAUGUAACCCAACUCUUUACCAUAAAAGACAUAAACAAUUCCUUUUUAUUUUAUCAAAGGAGGACCACCAAAAUACCCUCUCCCAUACCCACAAUAAUAACACCAAACUCACUUAGUACAACACUCAUUUUUUUGACCCUUUGCCUUUUCUCUCUCUCUCACCUCCCCCCAUCUUCUCCCUUCCAUUCAAAAAUCAAAUCCCCACACACCCACUCUUAAAAAACAAAUCAAACCCCUCCAACAUUGAAUCCUCUUGUCACUAUCAUCAUUUUUCAUUUGUGUUUUUAAAACCACACCCUUUCAACCAAUUAGAAAAAGAAAAUAAUGGAAACCAAACAAGAAAUGAGCUUUGACUCUACCAUGGAGAAAGUUAAGCAACCAAAUGAAGGAAAAGGUGCCAAAGUUGAUGAAGGUACUUCUACUCCACAAUCGGAGCUUGAAGAUCCUCUUAGUUUGAGGAACUUGUCCAAGUUUAUAAUCCCUCCUUUGGGUGUUUCAAGCUAUAACCAGAAUCAAACAGACUCCAAGGGAUGGGUCAUUACGCCCAUGGAUUCAACAUACAGGUGCUGGGAAACAUUUAUGGUGAUGUUAGUGUUUUAUUCGUCAUGGGUCUACCCAUUCGAAGUGGCGUUUCUCAGUUCAUCGGCGCCGAGAAAACUGUACAUGGCCGACAACAUCGUGGAUCUAUUCUUCGCCAUUGAUAUUGUGUUGACGUUUUUCGUUGCUUAUAUUGAUACUAGAACUCAACUUCUAGUUCGAGACUCCAAAAAGAUUGCUAUCAGGUACCUAUCAACAUGGUUCUUAAUAGAUGUGAUAUCAACAAUCCCAUUUGAAGCACUAGGCUAUUUGUUCACUGGCAAUAGCAGAGUGGGCAUCUCUUAUUCCCUUUUGGGUUUGCUUAGAUUUUGUCGACUCAGAAGGGUCAAGCAGCUUUUUACCAGGUUGGAGAAAGACAUCAGAUUCAGCUAUUUUUGGAUCCGGUGUGCUAGACUUCUAGCCGUGACCUUACUUGCGGUUCAUUGUGCUGGAUGCCUUUACUACCUACUAGCUGACAGGUAUCCACAACAGGGAAGAACAUGGCUAGGCUCAGUACACCCAAAUUUCAGGGAAACAAGCCUUUGGAUCCGAUAUAUCUCAGCCAUGUAUUGGUCCAUCACCACCAUGACUACUGUUGGUUAUGGUGACCUCCAUGCAGUCAACACUAUGGAAAUGAUCUUUAUCAUCUUCUACAUGCUCUUCAACCUUGGCUUAACCGCUUAUAUAAUCGGUAACAUGACAAACUUGGUCUGCGAAGGAACUCGCCGUACCAUGGAAUUCAGGAAUAGUAUUGAAGCGGCUUCACAAUUCGUGUCGAGAAACCGGUUGCCCCCGAGGUUGAAAGAGCAGAUAUUGGCUUACAUGUGUUUGAGGUUCAAGGCAGAGAGCUUGAACCAACAGCAACUAAUUGAACAAUUACCAAAAUCCAUUUAUACAGGGAUUUGCCAGCAUUUGUUCUUGCCAACAGUGGAGAAAGUGUACCUGUUCAAUGGAAUAUCAAGGGAAAUUUUGCAGCAUCCGGUCGCGAAGAUGAAGGCAGAGUAUCUCCCACCGAGAGAGGAUGUAAUAAUGCAGAAUGAAGCACCAGAUGAUGUUUACAUCAUUGUGUCUGGAGAAGUGGAAAUCAUUAAUUGUGAGAUGGAGAGAGAGAUGGUUGUUGGAACCUUGCAAUCCGGGGAUAUGUUCGGAGAAACCUGUGCACUUUGUUGCAGACCUCAAAGAUUUACAUACCGAACUAAGACGCUUUCUCAACUCCUGAGGCUAAAAACAACUGACCUGAUUGAAUCGAUGCAGACCAAACACGAAGAUAAUGUAGCCAUCUUUAAGAAUUUACUACAGCAUAACAAAAGGCUAAAGGAUCUUAAAAUCGGAGACCUAGCAGAAGAGGGCGGAGAAGAAGACAAUGAGCCAAAAAACAUCACUAUUAAUUUGCUGAAUGCGGCCGAUAUAGGCAAUGCUGCUUUUCUUGAUGAGCUUCUGAAAGCAAGGUUGGACCCUGACAUCGGAGAUUCUAAACGAAGAACCCCAUUGCACAUAGCAGCAACAAAAGGGCAUGAAGAUUGUGUGCUGGUACUCCUUAAGCAUGCAUGCAAUGUACAUUUACAAGAUAUGAAUGGCAACACCGCACUGUGGAAUGCGAUAUCCUCAAAGAACCAUUCGAUAUUUAGGGUCCUAUAUAAUUGUGCUGCUAUUUCCGACCCGUUCACUGCCGGUGAUCUCUUAUGCCUUGCUGCACAAAGAAAUGAUCAGACAGUGAUGAAAGAACUACUGAAACAUGGAUUGCCCGUAGAUGCAAAGAAUCGUCAUGGAUUAACAGCAUUGCAGAUUGCCAUGAAAGAGAAGCAUGAAGACAUGGUUAAUCUACUUGUAAUGAAUGGAGCAGAUGUCAUCAAUACAAAUACAUACGAAUUUUCUUCAGAAGCGUUAAAUGAAAUGCUUGAAAAGAGAGAGAUCGGCCACCGAAUUAACGUACCUGAUACCACUUCCAGUGAAGCACUGCUGAAGAAGCUCGAAGGGGACACUGUAGGCAAACUAGACAAAAGCAGAACAUUAGACCAUCCAAGGGUGAGCAUUUAUAAAGGCCACCCUCUAAUGAGGAAAGAAUCUUGUUCUAUAGAGCCUGGGAAGCUAAUAAGUUUGCCAGAUUCACUCGAGGAUCUCAGGAACAUUGCAGGCAAAAAAUUUGGGAUCGAUGCGAGAAAUGCAACUGUAACAGAUGAAGCAGGGGACGAAAUUGAUUCCAUUGAAGUGAUUAGAGACAAUGAUAAGCUUUACAUUGUUGAAUAACAAAUAUAAAACCAUAUGUAAUAAGAGCGAGUUAAAACUUAGAAGUUCAAUUAACAGAUUAUGCUUUUUCAGUAA